Molecule: messenger RNA, 471 nt
Organism: Balearica regulorum gibbericeps (East African grey crowned-crane)
Lineage: Eukaryota; Metazoa; Chordata; Aves; Gruiformes; Gruidae
Source: RefSeq, a predicted model, not a curated record
GUCUCUGUGGGGUGCUCAUUAGUAGAAGCUUUUACUUAGGACUUCAGGCUUUAACUGAUUCCCCAAGAUGUUUGCAAAAGCAACAAAGAAUUUUGUGAGGGAAACUGACAGUGGAGGUGACUUGAUCCCUGUCUCCCACCUGAAUUCCUCAGACAAGCUGCAGCUUCUGAGCUUAGUUACGAAGAGGAAGAAAUUCUGGUGCUGGCAGAAGCCCAAGUAUCAUUUCUUGACAGUCACCCUGAGUGAUGUGCUUACUGAAGACAAACCAAUAAAACCAGUAAUUGUGGAGUCUGACUUUGCAAAAUAUAUGGGGAAGUUUGAAGAUUUUCUUCAAGGAAGUAUUGAAACUUCAUUUGGAAAGAUCAACCUGGGAGCUGGAGGGAAGGGCUAUGUGGAAAACCAGUCCUCAUUUGGAAACCUGAGGAAGCAGGAGAUUGACUUGCAGCAGCUUAUGAAAGACGUCAAGGACAG